This is a messenger RNA of Aspergillus ibericus CBS 121593, 1418 nucleotides long. Its product is annotated as lactonase family protein. Bases 273 to 1271 code for a protein of 332 amino acids. The record is from RefSeq and is a predicted model, not a curated record. Gene Ontology annotation, molecular function: 6-phosphogluconolactonase activity; protein binding. Lineage: Eukaryota; Fungi; Ascomycota; Eurotiomycetes; Eurotiales; Aspergillaceae. Gene Ontology annotation, cellular component: cytosol. The transcript has a single exon.
GGGCCGAGAUCUCGAGGACCCCGUUGUCGACCGUGCCAAACCGGUCCUUGAACUGAUUCUGACCGUAGAACGACGUGGUCUGGUGGGGUCAGUAGUCAUGCCCACGAGGCCAUGGGACGGCAUCGUGGUGCACAUGGAGCUGGGGCUUGGACAUGUCGACUAUCCUGGUUGCAGGCGCUGGGGAUGCAGCGGGGAUCGUCCUGCAGGAUGGAUCUCAACGAUGCGGGGGAUUUGCGGGGUAAUUAUAAGCAUCCGAUCGUCUGCACGAUGCUAUGAUCCUUCCCCACGACGAGCCCCUGGUCUGUCAGGCUACGUGCUGCGAGGCAGGACUCGCCACAGCCGACCUCUCCGAGGCGAGGAACUCCGGUUGCCGACGCUUGACAUUCCGAGGAAUAUCAAGCCUCAUGUGGUUGCGGUCCGUUCCACCCCCUCCGUCCUACCCAGCAGCAUUGUCCGCACCAUGGCCCGCCUAUCGACGAACCUCCACGACGUAUGUCUAUGUCGGCAGCUUUGUUAUGCCCCACCCGGCCAAGCAUGAGGGUCUCCAUGUGCUCCGCAUUGAGCCCGAGACCGGGGCUCUGGUUCGCGUCGCGUCGCACGUCCCGGGGUUGAAGGUGGGCAGUUUGGCUGUGGAUCAUCGGCGCGGCGUCCUGUACGCUACGGACGAGGUGGCCAACGCUGGCCAGGUGUAUGCCUUCUCGAUCGAUUGCCCGACAGGAGACCUGACUGAGCUGGGCCACUGGCCCAGCUACGGCACCCAGCCGGCGGGCAUUGCGGGCGACGCCCAAUCCGGCUACCACAUGGAGCAGCGAUACGACGAUGCCACCACGGUGCUGUUCCCCCUCGAUGCGGCGGGUUGUCUCGGACCGCCCUGCGACGUGUACGUCCACGCUGUCCCUGGCUCCCUGGCGCCGCCCUCGUGUCUGCACUCGGUGUCUUCGUCUCCCGACGGAACCUUCCUCAUCGAGGGCGAUAUGGAGAAGGACCAGCUGGUGACCCUGGUGGUCGACACGGCUGCGCGGUCCCGGCGUCGACAAGGGAUCUGGGAUGCGCCUCGUGGCAGCGGGCCCCGGUAUUCGGCCUUCCACCCGACCCUGCCCGUGUUCUACAUCAACUAUGAGUACCGCCCGGUCCUCGAGAUCUUCGCCUACCGCGUGGGUGGGGAGUUGGAGUCGACCGGGACCGUGGAUGUUCUCCCGGAGGACCUGCCGAGCGGCCCGGGCGUGCCGUCAGUCCCGAUGGCCGGUUCCUCUACCUCGCCGUGUCCGUGAGCAACGAGGUGCAGGUGUGGGCGAUUGGCGCUGAUGGGGUGCUCGUGCGGACCGGACACACAGCUGCCAUCCCGCGGCCGAGCGCGGUCAUCACAGGGGAUCAGCCGGGGAGUUGAGAAUCGAAAGAAUUCGGGUGGAAUUCGAUGU